AUGAAAUCUGAUGCGAAAUCUGAACUCAAUUUAGUGGAUGCAAGAAUGGAUGACAAACGAAGUGAUGCUUAUCAAUCUAGUAGGUCAGCUCUACCAAUAUCUGCAUGGAGGGGGAGGUUUAAUAUACCGAGGCAGAACGUAAGUCUCAAUAUAGUUGCUCAUGUCUCGAACAGUGCAUGCUUGGAGGUGGCUAGUAUAAUGCCUGACUCAUUAUGUUUGGAAAUUGUCCCGCGCAUUGAUAUUUGGCCAGCGUCCUUUAAGAGCUCACCACCUAACGAACAUAGUGUUGCCCUCUUUUUCUUCCCAGAGCGGGGAGAUGACGGAGUUUUCAGUAAUCUGCUUACAUAUGCAAUGUGCGGUGACUAUGCCCUUAAAGCAACUAUUGGGAAAGCUGAGCUCCUAAUCUUUGCUUCUAUCCAACUUCCCGAGAAGCUCCACCGAUUCCAAGGCAAACAUUAUUUGUGGGGUGUUUUCAAGGGACAACGUGUUGGUGCUUCUCAAUCGGAGCAUCAGUUGCACAUUCAGACCCCUAUUGUGAGGCUGAGCCUGUCUGCAAAUUCAUGUGGCCAGAGAAGCUUUGAUGGGAAAGAGAAUCCAGUAACCAUUUCGAGGGAGCAGAGUCCUUUAACACAAGAUUCAAAAGUUGAUAGAAGGGGAAGGCGUCUAGACGAGGCUUGGCAGCAUGCAAAUCCGCUAGACCCAUUAAGACAGAAAGCAGAGUGCAAAUAUUGCGGUUUUCUUUCCUCACAUGGUGGGAUUUCUCGACUUAAGGCACAUCUCGGGGGAGGACACCCAAAAAUCCGCUUGCCAGGUUGUGAGCGGGUCCCCCCUGAGGUGAAACAUGUCAUGGGCGACUGGUUCAAUGAUUGGGUAUACACAACUAAAGCUCUUUGGACGAAGGAAAUUAGAGCUGAGAUUGGUGUGCAUGAUGAAACUGAGAACCCGCAUGAAGCUGUCUGGGAAGAUCAAAAGAGAGACUUGAAUGGUUGUUUUAGCUUUGACUUUUCACGUGGUGAAAUCUCUCAUAAGGUUCCGGGUGGAAAUAACCAAAAUGCAAAUGGGGAAGCUGGGCCUAAAGUGUCAUCUGGAAAAAAAGGAGUCCCAACUGUAAAAGUAAAAAAUAUAAAGGCCUCUAUAUCACCUGAAACAAAAGGACUCAUGUCUGGUUGGUCAAAAAGUCCUUCAUCAUCGUCUAAGGUCAAAGAGUCUCAAGAUGGUGAGCAAUCUGAUAAGAGGGGAAGGCCGUUGGAUAAUGCUUGGCAACACGCGAAGGCAUUGGACGAAGCUAGACAAAAAACACAGUGCAACUAUUGUGGUUUUGUCUCAAUGUACGGCGGAAUUUCACGACUAAAAGCCCACUUGGCCGGAGGUUCUGCCGAGAUGCAGCUGCAGGGUUGCCCUCGUGUCUCGCUGGAAAUCAAAACAGUGAUGGAGGAAUGGUUCAACGAAUGGGUCAAGUACGCUACAGCCACUUGGACAAGGAGGUCAAAUGAGAAAGUUCCUUCAGCCAAAUCUUAUAAGCGGGGAAGGCCGCUAGAUGAUACGUGGGAGCACGCUGUACCUCUAGACGAGUCGAGACAGGCCACUAAAUGCAAGUAUUGUGGAUUUGUGUCGAGGCGUGGUGGGAUUGCACCAAUGAGGGCUCAUUUGGGAGGCGGUGAUCUUACGAUGCAGUUGGAAGGCUGUCCUUACGUGCCGCUCGAGGUCAAAAGUUCGAUGAUGCCAACUCCCGAAAAAAAGAAAUAUAAGAAAAAGUCAAAGGCUGCAAAUAUAGAGGCUACUGGAGGAGGAGGGGCUCAAGAGACUGCGAGUAUGGCAGGCGAGGCUCAAUGGUUUGAGAGAAGGCAACAUUUUCUCCAGGAGGCGCUCGAUGGUGUCCGCAACACUUGCCUGAAAGAAAGCCUUCAAAAGCUUAUACACGAGAAGAAUGCCAAUCUGCAAACGAUGCAAUUUGAAAUACACUCCCUUCAAAACCGGUUAGCUACAAUGCCUUGA
Striga hermonthica is the source of this 1995-nucleotide messenger RNA. The record is from the annotation of a GenBank genome assembly. Lineage: Eukaryota; Viridiplantae; Streptophyta; Magnoliopsida; Lamiales; Orobanchaceae.